CGGGCGCAUGUGGGGGCGCGCGGCAUGGAGGCGCUGCCCGCGAGGGCUGCGGCGCGGCCGGGAGGCGCUGCUGGCGCUGUUGAUGCUGUUGGCGCUGGCCGCACUGGGCUCGGUGCUGCGGGCGCGGCGCGGGGCCGGGGCGCCCGAGCCAGGACCCCAGCGCAGUCGGCGCUCCGGGCGGCGCGACCCUGUCCUGCCGCGGCCGCCGGUGUCCGAGGACUCUCUGGGCGCGCAUGGUGAGGCGGUGUGGCUGCAGCUGCAGGGCGAGGAACUGCGGCUGCAGGAGGAGAGCCUGCGGCUGCACCAGAUCAACAUCUACCUCAGCGACCGCAUCUCGCUGCACCGUCGCCUGCCAGAGCGCUGGAACCCGCUGUGCAAAGAGAAGAAAUACGAUUAUGACCAUUUGCCCACAACAUCGGUCGUCAUUGCAUUUUAUAAUGAAGCCUGGUCAACACUCCUUCGGACAGUUUACAGUGUCCUUGAGACGUCCCCUGACAUCCUGCUGGAAGAAGUUAUCCUUGUAGAUGACUACAGUGAUCGAGAGCACCUGAAGGAGCGCCUGGCUAUUGAGCUUGCCAAGCUGCCCAAGGUCCGCCUGAUCCGUGCCAACAAGAGGGAGGGCCUGGUGCGAGCACGGCUGCUGGGGGCUUCCGUGGCCAAGGGUGAUGUGCUGACCUUCCUGGACUGCCACUGCGAGUGCCACGAGGGCUGGCUGGAGCCGCUGCUGCAGAGGAUUCACGAAAAAGAGUCGGCAGUGGUGUGCCCUGUGAUUGACGUGAUCGACUGGAAUACCUUCGAGUACCUGGGGAACCCCAGGGAGCCCCAGAUCGGCGGGUUUGACUGGAGGCUUGUGUUCACAUGGCACGUGGUUCCCGAGAGGGAGAGGCUCCGCAUGCAGUCCCCCAUCGAUGUCAUCAGGUCUCCAACCAUGGCUGGUGGGCUGUUUGCCGUGAGUAAGAAAUAUUUUGAAUACCUGGGGGCUUAUGAUACAGGAAUGGAAGUUUGGGGAGGAGAGAACCUCGAGUUUUCCUUUAGGAUCUGGCAAUGCGGGGGGACCCUGGAGAUACACCCGUGUUCCCAUGUUGGGCAUGUUUUCCCCAAGCAAGCUCCUUACUCCCGUAGCAAAGCUCUGGCCAACAGUGUCCGCGCAGCCGAGGUGUGGAUGGAUGAAUUUAAAGAGCUCUACUACCAUCGCAAUCCCCAUGCCCGCUUGGAACCCUUUGGGGACGUGACAGAGAGGAAGCAGCUCCGUGCAAAGCUCCAGUGUAAGGACUUCAAGUGGUUCUUGGAGAUCGUGUAUCCAGAACUGCACGUGCCUGAGGACAGGCCUGGCUUCUUCGGGAUGCUUCAGAACAAAGGACUACAGGAUUACUGCUUUGACUAUAACCCUCCCAGUGAACACCAGGUCACGGGACACCAGGUCAUUCUGUAUCGCUGUCACGGGAUGGGUCAGAACCAGUUUUUCGAGUACACGUCCCGGAAUGAAAUCCGCUAUAACACCCACCAGCCAGAGGGCUGUGUGGCCGUGGAGGCAGGAACGGACAAACUCAUCAUGCAUCUCUGUGAGGAAGUCACCCCAGAGGAUCAGAAGUUCAUCUUGCAGGAGGAUGGUUCUUUGUUUCAUGUACAGUCCAAGAAGUGUGUUCAGGCUGAGCGAGCAGAGUUGGGCAAGAGUUUUGAGCCACUCUUGCGUGACUGCACCCACUCAGAUAAUCAGAAAUGGUUCUUCAAGGAGCACAUGGUAUGAAGUGUCACUGUACCACGGAGCCCAUCGGAGGAGCCUGGAGGAGCGGGGAGUGUGGUGGAGCCUGAACUUUUUGUUUAACAGAGACUCGACUUAGCUAAGCAUAGAGACAGACCCACCAAAAACUUGGCUGCUUUUCUCGUGUAAAGAAAUCAUUUUGUGAUUUGUGGUGUUGGAUUUAGUAAAAAUGUGAAUAAGCUUUGUACUGAUUUGGAAAAGUUUAAAAUUGUUGUUCUCAAAUACCCAGUUUUCAGAGGGUAGCCAUAAAAUGUUAACUCUUGGUUUUCAGAGAAUUAAAAGUUUUAACUAUUUUUCUAUCAAGAUGUA
Phacochoerus africanus (Common warthog) is the source of this 2071-nucleotide messenger RNA. It is a transcript of the gene GALNT12, whose product is annotated as polypeptide N-acetylgalactosaminyltransferase 12. The transcript has 10 exons. Gene Ontology annotation, cellular component: Golgi apparatus. NCBI's taxonomy places the organism in Eukaryota, Metazoa, Chordata, Mammalia, Artiodactyla, Suidae. Bases 8 to 1747 code for a protein of 579 amino acids. The record is from RefSeq and is a predicted model, not a curated record.